CGGUCGCCCCAAAGCGGGUAGCUAACCUCCAGAACGGUUGAGGUAUUUACUUGAUCCUCACGGUAUUGGACCUGACGGAAUCCCUAUGAGAGAGGGCUGAGCUGAAUCCGGGUUGACGUAAUAACGUACUGUAGCCCUGCUAUGCGCUGCUUCUGCGUUGUCGAGCAAAAAACAAACAAACAUAUUCCAAGCGUCAGUGAUUAGGUCUAUUAUUCGCGUGAAUAUUGAGGACAAAGGACAAGGUGGAUACUAUUGACACGAUAAUAACAUCGUUGGCAACCUGCUUAAACAUGUAUCACUCAGACCACAUAGUCGAUUUCCUUGACCUCUCCUUCACCAUCCCAAUCCCUGGAGCCUUGGGCCUAGCAUCAAACCACUGAACCAACCCCCUGUCCUAUAUCCCUCCACAUAUCCUAUACCCCCACCCCAGCACUCACACAGCCUUUUCCCCUACCCCCUGUCCAAACCCCCAUACCCGGAGGACCAUGGACAGCCCCUCCAAGCUGUCUGGCGAGACCCUGAUCGUUCAUCACAUCCCCCUGGUACACUGCCAGGUGACCGGGGGUCGGCAGGGCUACAGCGGAGGAGGAGGGGGGUCCCUGAAGAGAUCGAACCAACCAGAGAACCUGGGCCUGAGCCCCACCACCUCCCUCCCUGAGCGAGAUGUACUCCAGAGGGAAGCUCUGGUGUACAGCAGCCUCAUCCAGACCUCUACAGGAGGAGGAGGAGGAGGAAGAGGAAGAGAAGGAAGAGGGGGAGGAGAAAGAGAAGGAAGAGGGGGAGGAGAGAGUGGAGGACAUGGAAGAGAGAGAGGAGGAGGAGUAGGAGAACGAGGAGAAGGAAGGAGAGGAGGAGGAGUAGGAGGCGGCAGCACAGGGAGCGAUAAUUUGUCUGUGACGUCCAGUAACUCGGAGGACCAGGUGAUGGUGGACAACACUCUGCUCAGGGUGAAACCAAGGGAACAGGCCAACAACCCUCUCCGGCUCCGCCACAACCCUUUUCUGCUCAACACGGAGGAGGAGGAUGAUGACGAGGAGGAAGAGGACGAAGACGAUAGUGAUAAUCUCAACGGUUACCUGGAAGAUUCAUCCUUCCAUCUCCAUGGCAAUACAAACUCCGCCCUAGACGAGGAGGGAGACGGGGUCACGCCCUUUCACCUCCACGACCUGGGGUUCACCACACACGAGCCCUUCCUGUUGCAAAGCACCCUGGGAAAGCACUCCUGGGGCUGCUCUGGGGGACGGGAUUCCCUCAGGGGUGUUGCCUCCGAUCUCUCCGCCCACCUGGAGGGCCUAGACCUGCUGGUAUUGGAUGGUCCUCGCCGACACGGCAGCAGCGGCUCCACCCUCUCCAUGGACUGCGGAGAGCAGGAGUGGGCCGAGGAUGAUGAGGAGGAGGAGGAGGAAGACCCAAUGAGGGGUGGUGGGAGGAGCAGUAGCCAGGCUGACUCGUCUUCCUCCAGCUCCGCCCACCAGCUCUGCUCCUGCUACGGCCUCUCACAGACGUUUCACGAACACUUCCCAGAACAGUUUUCCCAGUCGUUGGAAUGCCAGCUGGGCUACGGCAGUGAAUCGUCCUGCAACAGCUCGGAUGGCAUGCUGGUCAACUUCAGUGCCAUUUAUAACAAGAUCAAUAACAGUGUCCCUUCGACCUCCUCUGAGUCACCUCCUCCUGCCACGACCACCAACCUGAACAGUUCCACUGACCACUCCUACACCUCUUCUGUCUGCACCUCUUCUAUACUGGAUGGGGAGGCAGGGAGCCCAGGAAGGGCCAGAGACAGGGGUGCUUUCUACCUAGACCUCCACACUUCCCCCACCGCGCCCCCCAACUCUCAUCAACCAUCUUGCUCCUCCAAUAGCACCCUGUCGUUGGGACUCCACCCCUACACCAACACCUCUGCAUGCACCUGCUCAGCCGAACACCAGGGGGCGCUAGAUCUGGACGCCAACUGCAAUUCUUACCAGCCUCCCCACCAAUCAGACUCAGGAAGUGACCUCACAUCCUGUCUGCAGAGCCAGGCCCGUCUCGUGGUAGCCACUCAGAACUACUACAAGUUGGUGACCUGUGACCUUUCAUCUCAGUCGCCACCGAGCCCUGUGGGAAGCUCCGCAUCGUUUGCCAGCUGCUCUGACGAGCACAGCAAGGAAAGCCCCGCUCACGACACGCCUAACACCACCCAGCCAACCGAAUACUACCUGUUCAGACGGCCACCUGGGGGAGAGGGAAAGGAGGCCGAAGAGGAAGAUGAGGAGGGAGAGUUGUCACAGCGUGAUGAAAAUGAGGAAGAGGAUGAUGACGAGGAAGAGGAGAGGAAGAAGAGGGAGCAGCAGCAGAUGGGCGGAGCCUGUUCAGACCUCAUCAUCGAGGGACAGGUGUACAUUAACAUCUCCCCUCCCGUGGUUGACCGAGGACCCAUCGGAGGCGGGACUCCCCGUUCCCGUAGCUACGACCGGAACCUGGACAAGUCCCCGCCCCCUCGGCUUGGCUCAUUGGAGCGCAUGCUGAGCUGCCCUGUUCAUCUCAGUGAGGGCGCCGUCCCCCUCGGCCCUCCCACUCCGCCACGGGUCACUUCCUUCGCUGAGAUCGCCAGGAGCAAGAGGAAAAAUGGAGGAAGCGCUGGCUCUCCUUCUCUCAGGACGGGGGGAUGUUCAGAUCCCUUCUCCUCCACCCACUCGGCCCACUCCCACUCCUCGGCCCACUCCUCGGCCCACUCCCACUCCUCGGCCGACUUCUCCCCCAUCCUGGAGGGCCUGGGUCAGGGUCCGAGCCACAGUGUGCCUUUCCAGCGCUGCUACAGCCAGGGCAGUGUGGACCGCCCUGGUGGUGGCGCCAGAGAAACACGCUCCACGGCUGAAGGUGGUCUCUCCAGCUCUUCGUGCAGCUCUGCUGUUGUCCGCUACACUAAAGACCAGCGUCCUACCACCCUCCCCAUUCAACCCUUCACCUUCCACCACCAGUUCUCCAAGCUGUCCCAGCCCAAGCCCAUUCUUCCCUUGCUGACGGGCUACGUUUCUGGGAUGCAGGCGCGGGGUGGAGGGCCUUCUGGAGGUCCAGAGGGGUCUGAUGGAGUCGAUGACGACCGAUGGGAAGACUCUUUGCGUCGAUGCCAGAGUGGGGGUACGAUGGGUGGGAUGGUAUCAGCGGUGGCACCGCUCGGCCCUGGUUCUGUCCGGCCCUCGCCGCUAGGUAGCUAUUCCCCCGUCCGUCUCCAGGGGCUGACCUCCACUUCCUGUUCUACCUGCACCCCCAGUCCCCAAACUCCUCGCAGCCUCUCCUGCCCCCUGUCGGCCGAGCUCCUGCCCCUCCACCAUACCCAUCCACCACCAGCACGACUGGCGGCUGUCCCUCUGCCUCCCACUCCUCCACCUCCGCCCCAGGGGGUGAAGCAGGGUGCGGUGCCCCCCAUGCUGCCUCCGGUCCAGGGCCAGGUGCAGGGUCAGUGUCACCAGCACUACCACCGUGGGACCCUCCCCGUCCUGCCGGUCGUGCUCCAGGACAGUGAGAUUUCACUGCGAUACGAGGAGACGUCAGACUCUGUGGAGGGGAGCAGAGGACCAGGGUCCGCGACACAACAUGGACACCACCUCUCUCCCCAGACUCUGAAAUGGAGGGAGUACCGUCGUAGGAACCCCCUGGGGGUGGAGAGGUGUUCCUCUGGGGGAUCAGGCGUACCUGCCCUAUCAGGCAGUCUGGAUGGGAAUGGUCGUCGGGGCGUGGCCAGGGGACAGCGAAUCACACGACGGAAUGUGUUUGACUUCCCUCCGGCCUCUAGUGGCCACGCCCCCCUGGGACGACUCAAUGGCCAGUCUGUGAAGCAGCUGCAGCAGUACUACAGUGACUUCCUGCCAGACUACUUCUCCCUGACGGAGCGUCCUCCAGACGAGUUCUGUCUCUCUCCUGACGCCUCCUCUUCGUCAUCGUCCUCCACCUCCUCACAAUCCCACAUCUCUGUGAACCUGCAGCAGAAGAGAGGUUUAGUCAAAGCCAUCAAUACAGCGGUAGAUUUAAUCGUGGCUCAUUUUGGCACCAGUCGGGACCCUGAUGUUAAGGCGAAGCUGGGUAACAGUUGGGUGAGUCCAAACGUGGGCCACCUGAUCCUGAAGUACCUGUGUCCGGCCCUAAGGGAGGUGCUGGGGGAUGGGCUGAAGGCCUACGUCCUGGACCUGAUCAUCGGACAGAGACGCAACCAGCCCUGGAGCCUGGUAGAGGCCUCCACACAACUAGGCCCAUCCACCUGUGUUGUCCACAGCCUGUUCUCCAAGGUGUCCCAGUACUCAGAGCUCACCAGCCACAGCAUGAGACUCAACUCAUUCAUCUUUGGACUGCUGAACUUGCGAUCUUUGGAAUUUUGGUUCAACCAUCUCUACACUCAUGAAGACAUCGUAGCGGCUCACUACCACCCGUGGGGUUUCCUGCCGUUGUCUCAGGGGCCGUGCCAGCCUCUCUUGGAGGAGCUCCUCCUCCUCCUCCAGCCUCUGUCUCUGUUGCCCUUUGAUCUGGAUCUGCUCUUUGAGCCGCGAUUGGUCCAGAGGAACCAGGAACACCUGAGAAGCAAGGAACAGCUCUGCUCCGCCUCCGCUGGCCAGGGCCUGGACCAAUCCGCAUGCUCCACCUUCCAGCUCAUGAGGGGGUGGAGCUCGGAGUCACGGAGAGCAGAGUCUAUGAGAGAAGGGGCGGAGGUUAAAAAGGAAGGAGGCGGGGUGGGGAACAGAGGAAGGUUGGGGCUGAGACGAGAGGGGACGUGGCCUAGGAUGGAAGGGGUUGGAGAGAGAGGGAGGAGAGAGGGGAUGAUGCAGAGGAUGGGGUCGAGGAGAGAGGGGGUGGGGAUUGAUAGUUUAGGGGCGGGGCUUGUAGAAGCACAGCCAAUGACAACCGAAGUAGGGACAGGAUUUGCAAACCUGUGGAGAGAGAGCGGGAGGGGGAAGGGCACAGGAAAGAGAGUGAUGGGGGUGGGAGGAGUACGCCAUGAGGAGGAGGGAGAGAAGGAAGAGAGGAGGAAGGGGACAGAGAGGGAUUGGGCGGAGGAGGGUCGUCAGCAGCAGGAGCGUGAUCGCCAGGCGGGCUGGUGGUACCAGCUCAUGCAGAGUUCCCAGGUCUACAUCGACCAAUCAGCUCAGGGUGGGUCAAAGUUCGUUAAGAGCGAGAAGAGGAAGAAGUCUGCAGAGAGGCGGAGCCAGAGUCAGCACCCACUCCCCAGGAAGGGUGUUGUGGAAGGGGCAGAGUCUAGCCAGGAAGAGGAGGUUCUUAGGGAGAGAAGCAGGAAGAGCAGCUCCUGUGGUGAGUGGACGGGGUCCAGAGGAAGAGGAAGACCAUCCUGGAUGGGGAGUCCCCCAGAGUCAGUGCUCACCCAGGACAAGGAGAAAGAGAAGGAUCCAGGAACCACAAGGGCCACAGAAGCCACAGCGACCCAGCCAGCAGCCCAGACUGAAGACCCCUCCCAGGGCCAGAGCAUGCGCUGGGUCAGACUGUUUGGGUCCAGCAUGGGUGGUGGUGGCCCCCCCUCCAGGCCAGAUGGAGCAGAGCAGAGACCAUCCAAAAGCAAGAGGAGCAGGCUGCCGUCUGGAUGGCUGACAGGUCUGGACAUGUCCGUGCUGGACCUCUUAGCCCAGUCGGUGGGGGUGGGGACAGUGAAGAGGGUGGAGCCUUCAGCUCCUCCGGCCCCUCCCACUCUGAACCAACCCUCUCCACCUCCUCAGCCGCCACAGGAGACCCAAACCAAACAGCUGUGUGAGGUGCGUGCCCUGUGCCACCACAUAGCCACAGAGCCUGACCAGCUGAGUUUCCAUAAAGGGGACAUACUGAGUGUCCUGAGCCGGGCUGACUCCGACUGGCUCCUCUGCUCCCUGGGGGCCCAGCGGGGCCUGGUGCCUUUCAUCUACGUUACCCUGAGGGGUCUGGAGGACAGCCAGGCGCCCCAUGAGCCUCAGGGGCCACUCUGACCUGACCGACUCAACUAGGGUUCCAAAAUUCAGGUUUUCCAGAAAUCCUGGUUGGGAGAUUCCUGGAAUCAGGAGGGAAUAAGUAGGACAUCUGUAUAUCCUCCAACCUAGGGAUUUCGGGACAGUUGCCGGAACCCUAGACUUGCAACCCUAGACUGAACCCAGGGCCCAGAGGCCACAGUAGAGGAUGAGGGUGGAAGGUGGAUAGGGGGAAAGGAUUCAGAGGGCCAAAGAUGGAUAUACAGCAUACUACAGCACAAGACGAUGGGAUGGAUACUCAUGGAGAAGAGACCUUGAUAUGACUGGUUUAAAGUGUAAUUAUUGUACUAUGGAGAGGCGUAUGAAACACACACACACACACACACACAGACACAGACGUAAACAUGCAUUAAUGUACAUAUAUGCACAUGCAAGCAUGCAGGCACAAAUACGCUAUACUUCCCUAUGUAUGCAUGUCCACUAAACUCACACACACACCAAACUGCCUGGGGAUAUUUUACAGAAAGGA
Messenger RNA from Oncorhynchus mykiss (rainbow trout), 6450 nucleotides. RefSeq names its product AP-4 complex accessory subunit RUSC2. Gene Ontology annotation, molecular function: protein binding. The record is from RefSeq and is a predicted model, not a curated record. Gene Ontology annotation, cellular component: cytoplasmic vesicle. Lineage: Eukaryota; Metazoa; Chordata; Actinopteri; Salmoniformes; Salmonidae.